Aedes aegypti (yellow fever mosquito) is the source of this 1220-nucleotide messenger RNA. Its product is annotated as inositol monophosphatase 1. NCBI's taxonomy places the organism in Eukaryota, Metazoa, Arthropoda, Insecta, Diptera, Culicidae. Gene Ontology annotation, biological process: inositol metabolic process; signal transduction; phosphatidylinositol phosphate biosynthetic process. The transcript is spliced from 5 exons. The record is from RefSeq and is a predicted model, not a curated record. The coding region runs from base 161 to 985 and encodes 274 amino acids. Gene Ontology annotation, molecular function: inositol monophosphate 1-phosphatase activity.
AACCACUCAAAGCACGUCAAACAGCUGGCCUGCGUAGACGUAACCAUCCGAUUCAUGUGUGUUUAGUAUUAUUCAACUCGUAAAGUCAUUCAGUCCAGUUUUUCUAAUCAUUAUUUGAAACAUCCGAAGCUCCCUCGAUAAUUGAAAGCAAAUAGCCGAAAUGUCGCUCGAUUUGGACGAAUGUUACGAGCAUGUCCUCGGAUUGGUAGAACAAGCUGGACAGAUUAUCGCAUCGAGGAAUUAUGGAGAGAAAACGGUGGUGGAAAAGUCCAGCAACAUUGAUUUGUUAACCGAAACGGAUCAGCAAGUCGAGCGACUUCUGAUGGAUGGUAUAACUGAGAAAUAUCCCGAUCACAAGUUCAUUGGUGAGGAAGAAACUAGUGCUGGGAAGAAGGCAGAGCUGUCCGAUAACCCUACCUGGAUUAUCGAUCCAGUGGAUGGCACCAUGAAUUUCGUUCACAGUUUUCCCCAUUCAUGCAUUUCGAUUGCGUUGCUGGUCAAUAAGCAAGCCGAAAUUGGAAUCAUCUACAAUCCGAUGCUGAACCAGAAAUUUACGGCUCGCCGAGGCAAGGGCGCAUUCAUGAAUGAGAAAGCGAUUCGAGUUUCGGGAGAAACUCGACUGGAGCAUGCUUUGGCAACGACGGAAUUCGGCACUAGUCGUGACGAGGAAAGGACGGCUAUCGUUUUGGAGAACAUUGGGAAACUAAUUCGAGUUGUUCACGGGAUGCGAAGCUUGGGAUCUGCUGCCUUAAACAUGGCCAUGGUUGCCCUGGGUGGAGCUGAUUUCAACUAUGAGUGCGGUAUCCACGCAUGGGAUAUCGCUGCGGGGGAUUUGAUUGUCCGGGAAGCAGGCGGAGUCUGUCUGGAUCCAGCUGGAGGACCUCUGGAUCUGAUGUCUCGCCGGGUGCUGUGUGCCAGUUCGCAAGAGCUUGCGGAUAAAGUGGUUCCAUUGCUGACGCAGUAUUAUCCGCAGCCAAGAGACUAGGAAAAGUCCACAGAGUGAUGGAUAAUGAUUGUGCAAUCGUUUUUAUAUACGAAGACUAUGAACGUUCGGUUCAUGUGUUCAACUUUUAAAACCGUAUCUAUUGUAUCCGUGCUAUGACUGUUGUUACCUGCAUUGCAUUAUUGAUAAAAAUAGGUACAUGUAAUUAGAAAAAUGUAACUAGAAUCAUUUACAUAUAUUCCAUAGGCCAAAUAAAAGUCGACCAAUGUAAAAUUGA